ACAUUGCGGCUGAGAAAUCCAUCCAAGCAACGUAAAACUAUGCACACAAUUUUCCUCACUACUUCCAAGAAUCUUACGAAUUGCCAUAUGUAGGGGGCUUACUAUAGCCUCAUCAACCUAUCUGUCAAACCCACCCUUUCAAGAAAAAUCUCCUUGAAAGUUAAGAACUUUGCAAGUACAAUGCAAACAAAGUCAUCCGACCUCUUGAAAGGUCUCUUCCUUGUCUUCUUCUGUUUCCUCUUUUCUUGCUCCCACUCUUGCACGUUCACCGUGACAAACAACUGCCCCCAUCCCAUAUGGCCUGGGACUCUCGCCGGAUCCGGGACGCCGCAGCUUCCGACGACUGGGUUCAGGCUAGACCCCGGCCAGAGCAUCCAGAUCCCGUCUGUUCCAGGAUGGUCCGGGAGGUUAUGGGCGAGGACUGGUUGUACGUUCGACGAGUUGGGCACGGGGACAUGCCAAACCGGAGAUUGCGGGGGACGAUUGCAGUGUGACGGUAGCGGCGCAGCCCCUCCAGCUUCUCUAUUCGAGAUCACCCUUGGUUUAGGCAAUGACAAGGACUACUACGACGUAAGCAUAGUCGACGGCUAUAAUUUGCCCCUUGUUGCGGUGCCACAAGGAGUAUAUGGCUCAUGUAAUGCCACAGGUUGCGUUUCAGAUAUAAACAUGGGUUGUCCGAAGGAGCUCCAAGUAGUCGGCGGUGAGGGAGGGGACGGAGGAGUUAUCGCAUGCAAGAGUGCAUGCGGGGCAUUUGGGCUAGAUGAGUAUUGCUGCAGCGGGGAAUUCGCUAACCCGACGACCUGCCGCCCCUCCUUCUAUUCCACCAUCUUCAAGAGAGCUUGCCCGAGGGCUUAUAGCUACGCUUUCGACGACGGCACGAGUACCUUCACCUGCAAGGCUUAUAACUACGCGAUCAUUUUCUGCCCCAAUUCCAAUGGGGCAAAGAGACCUGAUAGCACAUCGACGCCCCGAGCAGUACAAAGCACUAUAAGUGGCAAGACUGGGGCAAUGACUGCCAGCUCUAGCAUCCUCCUGCCACUUGCAAUAUCGAUUUUCUUCCCAAUCCUCGUUCUACUUCAUCUGAAUCUACCUGAUCAGAGUAUAGUCUAGAUAACCAUAGCAUACCCGCUGAGAACUUCUAUAGUGCCUGAGCAGCGACAGUACCCGGACGGUGAAUCAUUUAGAAAAAUAAAUUGGGACUGCAGAAGAAAGUCUUUACUGCAGGGACCA
Molecule: messenger RNA, 1230 nt
Organism: Rhodamnia argentea
Lineage: Eukaryota; Viridiplantae; Streptophyta; Magnoliopsida; Myrtales; Myrtaceae
Product: pathogenesis-related thaumatin-like protein 3.5
Exons: 3
Coding region: 181-1110 (309 amino acids)
Biological process (GO): defense response
Cellular component (GO): extracellular region
Source: RefSeq, a predicted model, not a curated record